AAACUAGUUUUUUUUAUUUAUUCCGUAAAUGGGACUUUAACUGCGAAAGUUACUUGCGUGCACGUCAAGCACAGAAUUUACAUAAACUAGUAAAUUGGAUGGGAACAUUGAUGGGGAAAUGCCAAUUGGUUGGAAAGCGACUAAUAAGUCCGUCGCCAAUUAUGCGAAAACUUGAGGCUAGAGCGUGCAUCUACGCCAUAGGCAGGGUGGGGGGCGUGUUCAUAGAAAUGGCACUAUGCUGUCAAACCAAAUGUGGAAUUCAACCUGUGAAAAAAAAUUACACCUAAUCUACCUGCCUAGGAAGGAGCGUGAUUGAUGCCGCGAGUCCGGUGUUGGAGAGAUUAGUCAGAGAAGGGCUGCUGGAAAUGGAGCAUCGAUACAGAUGAGCUGCUACCUCAAACCUACAGUAUUCCCCGUCAACCCUUAGGGUGUCUUGCUGUGGCAAUACCUCACCAAGACCUGAACUGGACCAGACUCGCCUGCAGCAUCCAAGCAUUGUGUCUGAGAAUCUCUCAUAAUCAACUGAAAGACUGGAACUUAAAUUGAAAGGAAGUAUUAUCCAAGAUGACUCCCACCACCAUGGAGGCAGCGGACAUCGUUGUUGUGGUGCUGUACUUCAUCCUGGUCCUUGCCAUUGGCUUCUUCGCCAUGAUGAAAGCCAAUCGGAGCACUGUGAGCGGUUACUUCCUGGCCGGCCGAUCAAUGAACUGGGCUAUGAUUGGUGCCUCUCUGUUCGUCAGCAACAUUGGCAGUGAGCAUUUCAUUGGCCUUGCAGGGUCCGGGGCGGCUAGCGGGUUUGGAGUCGCCGCAUGGGAGUUCAAUGCCCUCCUGCUCCUCCAGCUCCUGGGCUGGGUUUUCAUCCCUGUUUAUAUCCACUCUGGGGUCUACACAAUGCCUGAGUACCUGGCCAAGCGCUUCGGCGGCCGACGGCUCAAGGUCUACUUCGCUGCUCUCUCUCUGCUGCUCUACAUCUUCACCAAGCUCUCUGUGGACCUGUACUCCGGAGCGCUCUUCAUCCAGGAGUCAUUGGGCUGGAACCUCUAUCUGUCCAUCAUCCUCCUCAUCACCGUGACCGCGCUGCUGACCGUCACAGGGGGCCUGGUUGCAGUCAUCUACACCGACACCCUCCAGGCAUUCCUGAUGAUUGGCGGCGCGCUAUGCCUAACCGCCAUUAGCCUGGUAAAAGUGGGUGGCCUGGAAGGGGUGCGGACCAAGUACAUGGAAGCCAGACCGAACAUCACAGCGAUAUUAGCAUCCUCCAACUUCACCUACAUCCCCUCCUGCCACGUGGAGCCCAAGCCCGACUCCCUGCACAUCCUAAGGGGCCCGCUGGACAAGGACCUCCCCUGGCCGGGCUUCCUCCUUGGCCAGACCCCGGCCUCCAUCUGGUACUGGUGUGCCGACCAGGUCAUCGUCCAGCGGGUGCUAGCCGCACGGAGCAUCUCCCACGCUAAAGGCUCCACACUGAUGGCCGGCUUCCUCAAGAUCCUGCCCAUGUUCAUCAUCGUCAUUCCCGGGAUGAUCUCCCGCAUCCUGUUUGCAGAUGAGCUGGCGUGUAUCAGCCCAGAACACUGCAUGGAGGUGUGUGGAUCCAGGGCCGGGUGCUCUAACAUCGCCUACCCCCGCCUGGUGAUGUCUGUCAUGCCGGUGGGUCUGCGUGGCCUGAUGAUGGCGGUGAUGAUCGCAGCGCUCAUGAGCGACCUGGACUCCAUCUUCAACUCCGCCAGCACUAUCUUCACCUUGGACAUUUACAAAAUGGCACGGGAGCGGGCGUCGUCGAGGGAGCUGAUGGUGGUGGGACGUGUGUUUGUGGUGUUCAUGGUGGUUAUCAGCAUCGCCUGGGUUCCUGUCAUCAUCGAGAUGCAGGGAGGCCAGAUGUUCUACUACAUCCAGGAAGUGUCUGACUACCUGACCCCGCCCAUUGCUGCCCUAUUCCUGCUGGGCGUCCUAUGGCGGCGCUGCAACGAGACUGGUGCGUUCUGGGGUGGCAUAGUGGGGUUCGGGUUGGGCGCCACGAGACUGGUGCUUGCGUUCGUCUACAGAGAGCCCCACUGCGAUGAACCGGACGAGCGGCCAUCUUUUGUCAAGGACGUCCAUUUCAUGUACGUGGCAGCCGGGCUGUUCUGGAUCUCAGGCCUGGUGACUGUGGUGGUUAGCCUCUGCACCCCUCCACCGAGCAUAGAGCAGGUCCGCACCACUACCUUCUGGGGGCUACGCCAAAGAAACACAACCUUAAACAUAGAGAGAGACGAGGAGGAGAUGAGCAAGCUGAACCCCCAAACUCAGACCCAUGUCAAUGGGAACGGCUGCAUGGACAAGGAGACGACCAAAGACCUCCAUAAUGGUGUCAAUGGGGUGGAGGCUUUAUCCUAUAUGGAGGCUCCAUCUAAUCUCCAAAAUGGCGGCCACCCGACCUUUUCAAGCACCGGAAUGGCAGUAGACCAAGAAAAGCCUUGGGUGGUCUGCUGUGGAGGAGUAGGAGGGGAGAAGGGGAGGUGUGUGAGGGUUCUAGAGUGGUUCUGUGGGUUUAAGGAGGAACCGGCUAAGACCCGGCCCAGAUCAGCCGAGGAGGAAGAGAGGCUUUUGCAGGAGAUGCUCCAGGAGACCCCCAGAACCAGACUCAUCCUCAACAUGGGCCUGGUGCUGGUCUGCUCUGUGGGGGUGUUCCUCUUCAUCUACUUCUCUCUGUAGGAGGGGAUCUCAACCUGUGACAUACACAAUAUAGUUUAUAUGUAAUAUGUCUGUCUACAUGUGACAUCUAAAGAAGUGUUUCUUAACUUGUGUUUCCUACGCCACCCCAAAAGUUCAAGCCCAGUGAAUCAGGUGUGCUUCAGCUGGCCUAGAACAAAAAUGUCCAACCUUGGUGGUACUCCAACAUGGACUCAGGGGUAGAUGUAACAUAGGAAACGUAAAUCUAGUAUGUAAUGUUACAUUUCGUAUGGUACAGUGCCUUAAAGUAUUCACACCGCUUGACUUUUUCAAAAUGUUGUUACAAAGUGGGAUUAAAAUAGAUGUAAUUGUCA
Messenger RNA from Oncorhynchus tshawytscha (Chinook salmon), 3023 nucleotides. RefSeq names its product sodium/myo-inositol cotransporter. Gene Ontology annotation, molecular function: D-glucose:sodium symporter activity. Bases 565 to 2691 code for a protein of 708 amino acids. The transcript has 3 exons. Lineage: Eukaryota; Metazoa; Chordata; Actinopteri; Salmoniformes; Salmonidae. Gene Ontology annotation, cellular component: plasma membrane. Gene Ontology annotation, biological process: transmembrane transport; myo-inositol transport; inositol metabolic process. The record is from RefSeq and is a predicted model, not a curated record.